Messenger RNA from Centruroides sculpturatus (bark scorpion), 1271 nucleotides. RefSeq lists its product as uncharacterized. The record is from RefSeq and is a predicted model, not a curated record. The transcript has 2 exons. Bases 1 to 1203 code for a protein of 400 amino acids. Lineage: Eukaryota; Metazoa; Arthropoda; Arachnida; Scorpiones; Buthidae. Gene Ontology annotation, molecular function: zinc ion binding; nucleic acid binding.
AUGAUAUCCUUCACAAAAUCUGAUAAAUCAUUAUCAAAGGACGUUAGCUCUUCCAACAAGCCAGCAUAUCUCAUAGUUCAUAGUACUGGAGAGAAACCUCUGUCUAAAUGCUCUCCCUUUCUGAUUCAGAAAUUAUUUGAAUCGACCAUUGGACAUCUGAAGAAAAUACAAAAAUUGAGAUCAGGGGAUUUACUUAUAGAAACAGCCUCUCCUCAACAGUCGACAAAACUCUUGACAACAAAGACACUGGGAGACAUGCAAGUGACUGUCACACCACACGGAAGUUUAAACUCAUCUCGUGAUGUGAUAUCGGAGGUUGAUCUGAUAUCUGAAGAAGAGACAGAUAUUCAGAUUGGCCUGUCAGACCAAGAUAUGACUGCCGUUCGACGUAUCUCCAUUCAUCGAGAUGGCAAGUUGAUCCCAACCAAGCAUCUUAUCCUCACAUUUAACAAGCCAAUAUUACCAACUUCCAUUACUGCAGGAUACCUCUGCUGUCCAGUUCGUUUGUACAUUCCAAAUCCGCUGCAUUGUUUUAAAUGCCAGCAAUUUGGACAUUCUCAAACAUCCUGUCGAGGGAAGAACAUAUGCGCACAGUGUGGAGUUGAAGGUCACCAGAGUACUGAGUGUACCACUACUCCAUGCUGUGUGAAUUGUAAAGACGCACAUCCCGCCUACUUCCACAAAUGCCCUGCAUGGCAGACAGAAAAAGAAAUCCAGCGUGUAAAAACAGUAAACAACUUACCUUACCCAGAGGCCCGUCGUAUGGUCACUUCAAGUGCACCACUAAAACAAAAGACAUUUGCUGCUGCUUUGAAAUCCACAAAGACAUGUGGAGUUCAAACCGACAUUUCUGUUUUCCCAAAGGAAUCUCUCACUCGGCAUGCGAAAUGUUUAAUACUCCCAUCACUAGAAACACCAGAACAGGAGAGAAUAAGAGUAAAAAUACCACUACCUAAGACAGGGGUAAUGACAAGAAACCUGGGUUCAAAAAAGGCUACUAAGAACCCACUAAACAAGCAGAGAGUGAAAGUGACUCUCUCUAAAUGUAAAAAAUCAGAAGCCCACUCUAUGAGUGAGUUUUCUGAUAUCUCUGAUGAAGAGACUAAUCAGGUGGUGACAAAACCAACAUCACCUCCAAAAGAAAAACCCCCUGUUAGAUUAAAGAGAGAUACUCUCACAAAGAAUGUUGCCUCAAACACAUAAUGGGUUAUAAAAUAACCCAAUGGAACUGUCGUGGUUUCCGCAACAACUCUGACAUUAAACACUUGACA